Messenger RNA from Penicillium samsonianum, 1806 nucleotides. RefSeq names its product S53 family peptidase. Gene Ontology annotation, molecular function: serine-type endopeptidase activity; tripeptidyl-peptidase activity. The transcript has 3 exons. Bases 1 to 1806 code for a protein of 601 amino acids. Lineage: Eukaryota; Fungi; Ascomycota; Eurotiomycetes; Eurotiales; Aspergillaceae. The record is from RefSeq and is a predicted model, not a curated record. Gene Ontology annotation, biological process: proteolysis.
AUGAUCGCGUCUCUUUUUAACCGUGGAGCAUUGUCGCUCGCGGUCUUGUCGCUUCUCGCGUCCUCUGCUGCAGCUGAUGUAUUUGAGAGUUUGUCUGCUGUUCCUCAGGGAUGGAGAUAUUCUCGCACACCGCGUGCUGAUCAAUCCCUGAAGCUACAGAUUGCUCUGGCACAGGGGGAUACUGCCGGAUUCGAAAAGGCUGUGAUGGACAUGUCAACCCCCGAUCACCCCAGCUACGGGAACCACUUCAACACCCACGAGGAAAUGAAGCGGAUGCUCCAGCCCAGCGCGGAGUCUACAGACUCGAUCCGUGACUGGCUCGAAGGCGCGGGUAUUACCAGGAUCGAACAGGAUGCCGACUGGAUCACCUUCUACACCACUGUGGAGGCGGCAAAUGAGCUGCUGGCAGCCAAUUUCCAGUUCUAUACCAACAGUGUCAACCACAUUGAGCGUCUUCGCACACUCAAGUACUCUGUCCCGGAGGCUCUGGUGUCACACAUCAACAUGAUCCAGCCAACCACCCGUUUCGGCCAGCUGCGCGCCCAACGGGCCAUAUUGCACAGCCAGGUCAAGGAAAACGACGAGGCUUUCCGCUCGAACGCCAUGUCCGCUCAGCCGGACUGCAACAGUAUCAUCACCCCCCAGUGUCUCAAGGAUAUGUACAAUAUUGGUGACUACAAGGCCGACGCCACCAAUGGGAACAAGGUCGGCUUUGCCAGCUACCUAGAGGAGUAUGCACAAUACUCCGAUCUGGAACUAUUUGAGCAAAAUAUCGCGCCCUUUGCCAAGGGCCAGAACUUCUCCGUCGUCAAGUACAACGGCGGUCUUAAUGUUCAACACGGGAGCGGUAGCAGCAGCGAGGCGAACCUCGACUUGCAGUACAUUGUUGGAGUCAGCUCUCCUGUUCCCGUUACAGAGUUUAGUGUUGGCGGUCGUGGUAAACUUGUUCCCGAUCUCGACCAGCCUGAUCCCAACAAUAACAACAACGAGCCGUACCUUGAAUUCCUCCAGAACGUGCUUAAGAUGAACAAAAAGGACCUUCCCCAAGUGAUUUCCACCUCUUAUGGCGAGGACGAGCAGAGCGUUCCCGAAACGUACGCCCGCACCGUUUGCAACUUGUACUCGCAGCUCGGCAGCCGUGGUGUGUCCGUCAUCUUCUCAUCUGGCGACUCCGGCGUUGGUGCCGCUUGCCAGACGAACGACGGCAGGAACGCGACUCACUUCCCACCCCAAUUCCCCGCCGCCUGCCCGUGGGUGACCUCGGUCGGUGCGACAACCCACACCGCGCCCGAGAGGGCCGUGUACUUCUCGUCCGGCGGCUUCUCCGAUCUCUGGGAUCGCCCGCAAUGGCAAGAGGACGCUGUGAGUGAGUACCUCGAGAACCUGGGCGACCGCUGGUCCGGCCUUUUCAACCCUAAUGGCCGUGCCUUCCCCGACGUCACAGCCCAAGGUCAAAACUACGCCAUUUACAAUAAGGGCUCGUUGAGCAGCGUUGACGGCACCUCCUGCUCGGCACCUGCCUUCGCAGGAGUCAUCGCCCUCCUCAACGAUGCCCGCCAGAAGGCCAAAAAGGCACCCAUGGGCUUCCUCAAUCCCUGGCUGUACUCGACCGGCCGCGCCGGCCUAAAGGACAUUGUUGAUGGCGGCAGCACGGGCUGCGAUGGGAAUGGCCGUUUCGGCGGCCCUAGUAACGGUGGUCCAUCGGUUCCAGGUGCUAGCUGGAACGCUACUAAGGGCUGGGACCCUGUUUCCGGUCUUGGAUCGCCCAACUUUGCUGCCAUGCGCAAGCUAGCGAACGCUGAGUAG